This is a messenger RNA of Bombina bombina (fire-bellied toad), 12027 nucleotides long. RefSeq names its product muskelin 1 (gene MKLN1). Gene Ontology annotation, molecular function: protein binding. The transcript has 18 exons. The record is from RefSeq and is a predicted model, not a curated record. NCBI's taxonomy places the organism in Eukaryota, Metazoa, Chordata, Amphibia, Anura, Bombinatoridae. Gene Ontology annotation, cellular component: cytoplasm. Bases 46 to 2229 code for a protein of 727 amino acids.
GCUUUUUAAACCAGGCCCCGCCCCCUCCGGCUUCCUGCUGACAAGAUGGCGGCGGAGAGCAGAACGUUGUCGUACACUGUGUGCAAGUGGAGUUCUUUCUCCUCCAGUUAUUUGCCCGAGAACAUUCUGGUUGAUAAACCAAAUGACCAGUCUUCAAGAUGGUCUUCGGAAAGCAACUAUCCACCUCAGUUUCUGAUAUUGAAGCUGGAAAGACCGGCCAUUGUUCAAAGCAUCACAUUUGGAAAAUAUGAGAAAACACACGUCUGCAAUUUAAAGAAGUUCAAAGUAUUUGGUGGAAUGAAUGAAGACAACAUGACUGAGCUGUUGUCAAGCGGCCUAAAGAAUGAUUACAACAAAGAGACUUUCACACUGAAGCAUAAAAUCGAUGAGCAGAUGUUCCCUUGUCGAUUCAUUAAAAUAGUGCCUCUCUUAUCUUGGGGACCAAGCUUUAAUUUUAGCAUUUGGUAUGUGGAGGUCAAUGGUAUUGAUGAACCUGAUAUGGUGCAGCCUUGUCUCCACUGGUACAGCAAGUACCGUGAACAGGAAGCCAUUCGUCUCUGCCUGAAGCACUUUCGUCAGCACAACUACACAGAAGCUUUUGAGUCACUGCAGAAGAAAACCAAAAUUGCCUUGGAGCAUCCAAUGUUAACAGAUUUGCACGACAAACUGGUGCUGAAAGGAGACUUUGAUGGCAGUGAAGAAUUAAUAGAAAAAGCUGUAAACGAUGGCCUCUUCAGUCAGUACAUCAGCCAGCAGGAAUACAAACCUCAGUGGAAUCAGAUUAUUCCAAAAACCACCAAAGGAGAUGGAGAAGACAGCCGACCAGGAAUGAGAGGAGGACAUCAGAUGGUCAUUGAUGUUCAAUCUGAGACUGUGUAUUUAUUUGGUGGCUGGGAUGGUACGCAGGACCUGGCUGACUUCUGGGCCUACAGUGUCAGAGAAAACCACUGGAUUUGUAUAUCCAGAGAUACAGAGAAAGAGUGUGGACCCAGCGCUCGAUCGUGUCACAAGAUGUGCAUUGAUAGUCAGAGAAGGCAGAUUUACACCUUGGGGCGAUAUCUGGACUCUUCUGUACGCAACAGCAAAUCUCUUAAAAGUGAUUUCUACCGCUAUGAUAUUGACACCAACACAUGGACACUGUUAAGUGAAGACACCUCAGCUGAUGGUGGGCCUAAGCUGGUGUUUGAUCAUCAGAUGUGUAUGGAUUCAGAUAAGCACAUGAUCUACACAUUUGGAGGCCGUAUCUUGACAUGCAAUGGCAAUGUGGAUGAUAGCAGGGCUAGUGAACCACAGUUCAGUGGGCUUUUUGCUUUUGAUUGUCAGUCACAGACGUGGAAACUUCUACGAGAAGACUCCUGUAAUGCUGGACCUGAAGAUGUACAGUCCCGGAUAGGACACUGUAUGCUUUUUCACUCAAAAAAUCGCUGCUUGUAUGUGUUUGGGGGGCAAAGAUCAAAGACCUACUUAAAUGAUUUCUUUAGCUAUGAUGUGGACAGUGAUCACGUGGAAAUUAUAUCUGAUGGCACCAAGAAAGACUCUGGAAUGGUUCCUAUGACCGGCUUCACCCAGAGGGCAACCAUUGAUCCUGAGCUGAACGAAAUCCAUGUAUUGUCAGGUCUCAGCAAAGACAAGGAAAAAAGGGAAGAGAAUGUCAGGAAUUCCUUCUGGAUCUACGACAUUGUUAGGAAUAACUGGUCUUGUGUCUAUAAGAACGAUCAAUCAUCAAAGGAAAACCCAAACAAAAGCCUUCAGGAAGAAGAACCCUGCCCGAGAUUUGCACACCAGCUGGUAUAUGAUGAGAUGCACAAGGUCCAUUAUCUGUUUGGAGGAAACCCAGGAAAGUCCUGCUCUCCGAAGAUGAGGUUGGAUGACUUCUGGUUAUUGAAACUGUGUCGGCCUUCUAAAGAAUACUUACUGCGUCACUGUAAAUAUCUGAUCAGAAAACACAGGUUUGAAGAACGUGCUCAGACAGAGCCUCUUAGUGCACUAAAAUACUUGCAGAAUGAUUUGUCUGUCACUGUGGAUCACUCAGACCCUGAAGAAACUAAAGAGUUUCAGCUUCUUCCAUCUGCACUUUUCAAAUCAAGCAAAGAUCUGACUCCUCUGGGUUUUUCCGAUGUCGAUCACACAUAUGCCCAGAGGACACAGCUCUUUGACACUCUGGUCAAUUUCUUCCCUGAUAGCAUGACCCCUCCCAAAGGCAAUCUGGUUGACCUUAUUACGUUAUGAAGAGCAGAAUGGACUAGAUAAACAGAAUGUCUACACUGAUGAUUUGCUUUUUUUGUUUUGUUUUUUUAAAUUGGCACUGGCGGAGGAUUGAUGGAAUGCAAUAAAUACAUAAGAGGACUUGAUGCAAAUAUGCAAGGCUUGAAGUGGAUUCCCCUUUCUAUAAAAUAUGGCUGAAAGCUUUUGAAAGCUCAUUUCAUUAUGAAAAAAAUAUCCUUUUUGGUUUUUAUUAUUUAACAUGCCAGCGCGUGCCUAGGUGUGUGUUUCGCUUUAGUGAAAAUUUUGCCCUUUUUUUUGGCCCUAAGGGAUAAAAAUGGACCUUGAUUUCUUGUAACUAAAUAUGACAAAAAUGUUACAUUUUUAUCCAGCCAAAGUAUUUUAAAAGGGGGUUCACACGUUGUAAAACAUAUUACGAUUAUUCCUGAGUGACCACAAGAAUUUGGUUGUUCAGAAAGCUUUAAAAGAAGAAAGUAUGGUCUGGGAAAGUUUUAAACAAACCAUCUGUACAGCUACUGUAUUUUCUGUAUAAAGAAUGUGAAAUAUAAAUAUACUUUUUUCAUUAUGAGGUUUAAUAGCCUUUACAUUUGAAUUAAGUCAUGGCUUAAAAGAAUUGGAGGGAUAAACCAAAUGUAAUUAGUUUUAUUUUCUUCUGCUAAUAGCUUAUUUAUUCACAAAAUUUGUCUUUCACGCAUUUUGCACCUACCAUGUUAGUACUUGAUUUAUAGUGGAAAUGGUUGCCAGGUAAUAUGUAAGUGAAGGCCUUUAAUCUGGAAUAAUUUAUGAACUAUUUGUAUAGGUGUCAUAGAAAAUGAGAAGACUUUCCUUUCUCAGCUGAUCGGAAGGUCUACUAGAGUAAAUGUCAGAAACCAAAUCUUAUUGGACAUAUAGAGCAAAUUAGCAUCUAUAAAUUAUUAUAUAUACAGUUUGCUGUAUUAACCACAGUAAAGUUCUGCACUGAUAUAUUGCUGUGAUGCUUCCAUUCCUUUUUGUAAAUGUCCUAUUUUUUUUCAUAGAUUGAAAUGAACUUGCAAAUAUAAUCUUGUAGUUGCCUUUUGUUGUGACUAUUCUUCACAAGUCAAAUGGCAUUAGGUGUGCGCUUUAUUGGAUAUAGGUAAUUAAUAGAUCUCCCCAAUUAGUGCAUAUUUGCCAUUUACAAUUUUGAUGGAGCAAUAUAAUAUAAUGUAGUCAAUCUAACAUAUAUAUUAUGUUUACAUUAUUAAUAAUCUGUGAUUGGGCCCUUUCACACAGUUGGAGUGUUGGCAUUGGACAAAGUAGACUUGUGGGAAUGUUACUGAGAUGCUGAAGGUACUGCAGACUGAGAUCAUAGACACUAAUGUGUGUGUGAAAUGUUUCCCAAAAACUAGACUUGCUUAAAAGAAAUUAUCAGAGUUAAUAUUAGUAUUGAAUAAUGUUACAUCUUAUUAGGUGCAGAAGCACUGAUCUAAAAGUAUAUAUAUACAAAGGAAUCAGUGGAUGGGUGUGAAUUAUAUUAAGUUUCUCCUGUUAAGUGUAGUCAGUCCACGGGUCAUCCAUUACUUAUGGGAUUAUAUCUCCUCCCUAACAGGAAGUGCAAGAGGAUCACCCAAGCAGAGCUGCUAUAUAGCUCCUCCCCUCUACGUCAUAUCCAGUCAUUCUCUUGCACCUAACUAAUAGAUAGGAUGUGUGAGAGGAGUGUGGUUAUUAAAUUUAGUUUUUAUUUCUUCAAUCAAAAGUUUGUUGUUUUAAACAGCACCGGAGUGUGUUGUUUCUUCUCAGGCAGUAUUAGAAGAAGAAUCUACCUGAGUUUGUGUAUGAUCUUAGCGGACGUAACUAAGAUCCAUUUGCUGUUCUCGGCCAUUCUGAGGAGCGAGGUAACUUCAGAACAGGGGACAGCGGGCAGGGUUCACCUGCAAAGAGGUAUGUUGCAGUAUAUUAUUUUCUAAGGAAUGGAAUUGACUGAGAAAAUACUGCUAAUACCAAUAUAAUGUAAGUACAGCCUUAAAUGCAGUAGUAGCAACUGGUAUCAGGCUGUUAUGUAUGUAUGUUGGCACUAAAGUAUUUCUGGGGAAUGGCACUUCACUUAGAAAAUACGGUAUACAUAUAACUUAUAGCCUUUCUGCAGUGAUAGCGACUAGCAACAGGCUUUUAUUAUCAUUUCAUAUAUUUAAAACGUUUACUGGCAGGUUAAUCGUUUUUCUCUCUGAGGUACUUGGUGAAAAAUUUAUGGGCAUUAUUUUCCACUUGGCUGUCGUUUAUUUUGAAUAAAAUCAGUUUACUGAGCUUCCCCACUGCUGUAUUAUGAGUGGGAGGGGCCUAUUUUGGCGCUUUUACUACGCAUUAAAAAUUCAGUCACAGUCUUCCUUAUUCUCCCUGCAUGAUCCAGGACGUCUCUACAGAGCUCAGGGGUCUCCAAAACUAGUUUGAGGGAGGUAAUCACUCACAGCAGACCUGUGAGACUGUGCUUUGACUGUGAUAAAAACUUAUUUAUUUUAUUUGUUAUUCGUUUUUUGGCAUUAAGGGGUUAAUAAUCCAUUUGCUAAUGGGUGCAAUCCUUUGCUAAAUUAAUGCAUUUCAUGUGAAAAAUUGAUUGCUAUAACUAAACCGGUUCAUUGUUAUCUCAAUGUGACAGUUUUUUUUGUGUGCUUCUUAAAGGCACAGUAACGUUUUUUAUAUUGCUUGUAAAUUCAUUUGAAAAGUAUUUUCCAAGCUUGCUAGUCUAAUUGCUAGUUUGUUUAAACAUGUCUGACACAGAGGAAUCUCUUUGUGCAAUAUGUUCAAAGGCCAAUGUGGAGCCCAAUAGAAAUUUAUGUACUAAUUGCAUUGAUGCUACUUUAAAUAAAAGCCAAUCUGUACAUGUUAAGAUAAAUUCACCAGACAACGAGGGGGAAGUUAUGCCGACUAACUUGCCUCACGUGUCAGUACCUGCAUCUCCCGCUCAGGAGGUGCGUGAUAUUGUAACGCCAAGUACAUCAGGGCGGCCAUUACAAAUCACUUUACAAGACAUGGCUAAUGUUAUGACUGAAGUUUUAUCUAAAUUGCCAGAACUUAGGGGUAAACGAGACCACUCUGGGGUGAGAACAGAGUGCGCUGAUAAUGCUAGGGCCAUGUCUGAUACUGCGUCACAAUUUGCAGAACAUGAAGACGGAGAGCUUCAUUCUGUGGGUGACGGAUCUGAUCCAAAUAAACUGGAUUCAGACAUUUCAAAUUUUAAAUUUAAGCUUGAGAACCUCCGUGUAUUACUAGGGGAGGUGUUAGCGGCUCUGAAUGAUUGUAACACGGUUGCAAUCCCAGAGAAAAUAUGUAGGUUGGAUAAAUAUUUUGCGGUACCGACGUGUACUGACGUUUUUCCUAUACCUAAGAGACUUACUGAAAUUGUUAACAAGGAGUGGGAUAGACCCGGUGUGCCUUUCUCACCCCCUCCUAUAUUCAGAAAAAUGCCAUAAGUCCCGUGUGGCGGCGUCUAUUGGAAACAAACGGUCCCUAAGGUGGAGGGAGCAGUUUCUACUUUAGCUAAGCGUACCACUAUACCGGUGGAGGAUAGCUGUGCCUUUUCAGAUCCAAUGGAUAAAAAGUUAGAGGGUUACCUUAAGAAAAUGUUUGUUCAACAAGGUUUUAUAUUGCAACCCCUUGCAUGCAUUGCGCCUGUCACGGCUGCAGCGGCAUUCUGGUUUGAGUCUCUGGAAGAGACCCUUGACACAGCUCCAUUGGAUGAGAUUACACACAAGCUUAAAGCCCUUAAGCUAGCUAAUUCAUUUAUUUCUGAUGCCGUAGUACAUUUAACUAAACUUACGGCUAAGAAUUCCGGAUUCGCCAUUCAGGCGCGCAGAGCGCUGUGGCUUAAAUCCUGGUCAGCUGAUGUGACUUCUAAAUCUAAAUUGCUUAACAUACCUUUCAAGGGGCAGACAUUAUUCGGGCCCGGUUUGAAAGAAAUUAUCGCUGACAUUACGAGAGGUAAGGGCCAUGCCCUGCCUCAAGACAGAGCCAAACCAAGGGCUAGACAGUCUAAUUUUCGUGCCUUUCGUAACUUCAAGGCAGGAGCAGCAUCAACUUCCUCUGCUCCAAAACAGGAAGGAACUGUUGCUCGCUACAGACAGGGCUGGAAACCUAACCAGACCUGGAACAAGGGCAAGCAGGCCAGAAAACCUGCUGCUGCCCCUAAGACAGCAUGAAGUGAGGGCCCCCAAUCCGGAAACGGAUCUAGUAGGGGGCAGACUUUCUCUCUUCGCCCAGGCUUGGGCAAGAGAUGUCCAGGAUCCCUGGGCGUUGGAGAUCAUAUCUCAGGGAUAUCUUCUGGACUUCAAAACUUCUCCUCCAAAAGGGAGAUUUCAUCUUUCAAGGUUGUCAACAAACCAGAUAAAGAAAGAGGCGUUUCUACGCUGUGUACAAGAUCUUUUACUAAUGGGAGUGAUCCACCCGGUUCCGCGGUCGGAACACGGACAAGGGUUUUACUCAAAUCUGUUUGUGGUUCCCAAGAAAGAAGGAACCUUCAGACCAAUAUUGGAUUUAAAGAUCCUAAACAAAUUCCUAAGAGUUCCAUCGUUCAAAAUGGAAACUAUUCGGACAAUCUUACCCAUGAUCCAAAGGGGUCAAUACAUGACCACAGUGGAUUUAAAGGAUGCCUACCUUCACAUACCGAUUCACAAAGAUCAUUACCGGUAUCUAAGGUUUGCCUUCCUAGACAGGCAUUACCAGUUUGUAGCUCUUCCCUUCGGGUUAGCUACUGCUCCAAGAAUCUUUACAAAGGUUCUGGGUUCUCUUCUGGCGGUACUAAGACCGCGAGGAAUAUCGGUAGCUCCGUACCUAGACGACAUUCUGAUACAAGCGUCAAGUUUCCAAACUGCCAAGUCUCAUACAGAGUUAGUACUGGCAUUUCUAAGGUCACAUGGGUGGAAAGUGAACGAAGAAAAGAGUUCUCUAUUGCUACUCACAAAACUCACAAGAGUUCCCUUCUUAGGGACUCUUAUAGAUUCUGUAGAAAUGAGAGAGGUCAGGUUAACAAAACUUCUAAAUGCUUGCCGGGUCCUUCAUUCCAUUCCACACCCGUCAGUGGCUCAAUGCAUGGAGGUAAUCGGCUUAAUGGUAGCGGCAAUGGACAUAGUACCCUUUGCACGCCUGCAUCUCAGACCACUGCAAUUGUGCAUGCUAAGUCAGUGGAAUGGGGAUUACUCAGAUUUGUCCCCUAUGCUGAAUCUGGAUCAAGAGACCAGAGAUUCUCUUCUAUGGUGGCUCUCUCGGCCACAUCUAUCCAAGGGGAUGCCCUUCAGCAGGCCAGAUUGGACGAUUGUAACAACAGACGCCAGCCUGAUAGGUUGGGGCGCUGUCUGGAAUUCCCUGAAGACUCAGGGAUCUUGGACUCAGGAGGAGAGUCUCCUUCCCAUAAAUAUUCUGGAAUUAAGAGCAGUUUUCAAUUCCCUUUUGGCUUGGCCUCAGUUAGCAACUCUGAGGUUCAUCAGGUUUCAGUCGGACAACAUCACGACUGUGGCUUACAUCAACCAUCAGGGAGGGACAAGGAGUUCCCUAGCAAUGAUGGAAGUCUCAAAGAUAAUUCACUGGGCAGAGUCUCACUCUUGCCACCUGUCAGUGAUCCACAUCCCAGGCGUGGAGAACUGGGAAGCGGAUUAUCUAAGUCGCCAGACUUUUCAUCCGGGGGAGUGGGAACUUCAUCCGGAGGUCUUUGCCCAAAUACUUCGGCGUUGGGGCAAACCAGAUCUGGAUCUCAUGGCGUCUCGCCAGAACGCCAAACUUCCUUAUUACGGAUCCAGGUCCAGAGACCCGGGAGCGGUUCUGAUAGAUGCUCUGACAGCACCUUGGGUCUUCAACAUGGCUUGUGUGUUUCCACCCUUCCCGAUGCUUCCUCGAUUGAUUGCCAGGAUCAAACAGGAGAGAGCAUCGGUGAAUAGCGCCUGCGUGGCCACGCAGGACCUGGUAUGCAGAUCUAGUGGACAUGUCGUCCUGUCCACCAUGGUCUCUACCUCUGAGACAGGACCUUCUGGUGCAGGGUCCUUUCAAACAUCCAAAUCUAAUUUCUCUGAGGCUGACUGCAUGGAGAUUGAACGCUUGAUUCUAUCAAAGCGUGGAUUCUCGGAGUCAGUGAUUGAUACCUUGAUACAGGCUAGGAAGCCUGUUACCAGGAAAAUUUACCAUAAAAUAUGGCGCAAAUACUUGCAUUGGUGCGAAUCCAAGAGUUACUCAUGGAGUAAGGUUAGGAUUCCUAGGAUAUUGUCUUUUCUACAAGAAGGUUUAGAAAAGGGUUUAUCCGCUAGUUCGUUAAAGGGACAGAUCUCAGCUUUGUCCAUCCUUUUACACAAACGUCUGUCAGAAGUUCCAGACGUUCAGGCUUUUUGUCAGGCUUUGGCCAGGAUUAAGCCUGUGUUUAAAACUGUUGCUCCACCAUGGAGCUUAAACUUAGUUCUUAACGUUUUACAGGGUGUUCUGUUUGAACCCCUUCAUUCCAUUGAUAUCAAGCUGUUAUCUUGGAAAGUUCUGUUUUUAAUGGCUAUUUCCUCGGCUCGAAGAGUCUCUGAGUUAUCUGCCUUACAUUGUGAUUCUCCUUAUCUGAUUUUCCAUUCAGACAAGGUAGUUCUGCGUACUAAACCUGGGUUCUUACCUAAGGUAGUCACUAACAGGAAUAUCAAUCAAGAGAUUGUUGUUCCUUCAUUGUGCCCUAAUCCUUCCUCAAAGAAGGAACGACUUCUGCACAAUCUGGACGUUGUCCGUGCCCUGAAAUUUUAUUUACAGGCAACUAAAGAUUUUCGACAAACUUCUUCCCUGUUUGUCGUUUAUUCUGGACAGAGGAGAGGUCAAAAGGCUUCGGCUACCUCUCUCUCCUUCUGGCUUCGUAGUAUAAUACGUUUAGCCUAUGAGACUGCUGGACAGCAGCCUCCUGAAAGAAUUACAGCUCAUUCUACCAGAGCUGUGGCUUCCACUUGGGCCUUUAAAAAUGAGGCCUCUGUUGAACAGAUUUGCAAGGCUGCAACUUGGUCUUCACUUCACACUUUUUCCAAAUUUUACAAAUUUGACACUUUUGCUUCUUCGGAGGCUGUUUUUGGGAGAAAGGUUCUUCAGGCAGUGGUUCCUUCCGUAUAAAGAUCCUGCCUGUCCCUCCCGUCAUCCGUGUACUUUUAGCUUUGGUAUUGGUAUCCCAUAAGUAAUGGAUGACCCGUGGACUGACUACACUUAACAGGAGAAAACAUAAUUUAUUCUUACCUGAUAAAUUCCUUUCUCCUGUAGUGUAGUCAGUCCACGGCCCGCCCUGUUUUUUAUGGCAGGUCUAAUUUUUAAAUUAUACUCCAGUCACCACUGCACCCUAUAGUUUCUCCUUUCUUCUGGUUCUUAUAGUUUCUUCCUUUCGUUUGGUUUUCGGUCGAAUAACUGGAUAUGACGUAGAGGGGAGGAGCUAUAUAGCAGCUCUGCUUGGGUGAUCCUCUUGCACUUCCUGUUAGGGAGGAGAUAUAAUCCCAUAAGUAAUGGAUGACCCGUGGACUGACUACACUACAGGAGAAAGGAAUUUAUCAGGUAAGCAUAAAUUUUGUUUUUAUGUGGUAUCAUCUAUCUUAAUAUUUUGCAUUUUGAUUCUUGGUGCUAGAAGGCUUGGAACGUUGUUGUAAGCAACUUGUUAAACCCAGAGACAUCUAGUAGGUUAAUUAAGCUACAGUGAUUCCGAAAAUAAACUAAUAACCAUCUAUUUAUCUUAGCAAGAAAGCACUAUACAGUUUUUAAGAUAAAUGUUUAAUUCAUAGCACUUUAAUUCUUCAACACAAGUCUUCCUAGUUUUCAUAGAGCUGAAAGGUCAAAGCAGAAAAAAGAUGAUCGAGACAUAGAACAGUUUACUUUGCCUUAAUUUUUGUUCAGAUCUUAGCAGAGCAGUUUUGUUUUUAGCUACAUAUAUGUAGUCACUUUUAGCCUCCUUUUUGUGAAAUGUACAUGAUAUGCUUUGUGUUCAGUUGCAGGUAACCUGUUUCAACCAAGUCAUAAUUACAUAGCAUCACUGUGAACUAUCAUAGAUAGUAAUGGUGUUUUUUAAGCUUGUUUGAAUCUUUGCCUUAAUGAACAUCUUCCACUAUGCUGUGAAUGGCUGCGUACCCCAACACCACCAUGUCCAAUGCCCAUUUAUCUUAUUCAGGCACAAGCAUCUUUGUUGUAGUCAUUUAACCAAAUAAGAUAUGGUGCAGGCUUCAUAAAUUUUGCCUAUGUUAGGCCAAAAGGCUGAGUUUUGAAAAAAUAAAUCUUUGCAGUUUAUAAAAUAAAGUGGCAUAGUCUGCUGGUCAUUGGUUCAUAUGUUUGUCAUUUUUUUUAUUUGCAAGGUUGUAUAUGUGCAUCUUAAUAUUUUCCAGAGUUUCAUCGUUCUAGAUAUUCGCUUAGAAUUAGCGACACUACAUUUAACAAAUUCAUGCUAGACUGAUUAUGAAGAUUUAUUUUUUAUCAUUGCUAGAACCCCGGAAAAGUACUGCUUCAGUAUAGAUUUUAAACCAAAAAGUACAUUAAGGCUGAAGUAUAAAGUGGAAUUUUACCAUUGAUUAUUCUUAAUGUGGGCUAGCAAGGUUCUGCUUUGUAUAAGAUUCUAAACCACUAGCCAACAAAUGCAUUUAGUAGCUUAUAACUAUACAAUAGACCUAUUAAUCUGAAAACACUGAUCUCUCUUAAAACUGGCCAAAUUACUACAAUUUUCUAAAGCUAAUAUAGAUUUCGCUGUAAUGAAGAUGUUAAUGUAUACUUUAAUGGACUUAAAAUAGUUCAUAAAUGCUGUAUACUUAAUAGAUUGAUGUGUCUUUACCUUGUGUACAAAACCUGUGUAUUUACAUUUAAAAAUGUCCGAUUUGUUGAUUUUUGUUUUAAUUUAAUUCCCAUUGAUUUAUCUAGAAUCCGGACACUGCAGCCCAAAUAAAGCAGUAAAAAUUACUUGGAAAUCUUCCAACAGGUAGAUUAGAGAUGCCUAAGCUCUGAGCUUUUAAAUUUUAUGUCCUGAAUUUUAGCGAACAUGUUUAUAUUAGGGAGUGUGAUCAGAUGCUGAACAAGUUUUGCUGGAGUGUGGUGCUAGUAUUCACCCCUGGUGAGACUGGAGGAGAACAGAGAACUGCAUGUAAAAAUGUGUAGGGUUAUGCAAUUACAUUUCAUGCAAAAAUGUGAUUUUAUUUGUCACAGAGCACUUUUCCAGGUUUUGUGUUUAUAGUUUAAAAUGAUGCCCCAGCUCUGUAACAAAUGGCUGGUGUUACAUGAGGUUGAUAUUAGUAUUAAAGUGAAAUAACAUAGCCUUGCCUGCUAUUUCCUACCUUUGUAUACAGACUGGUUACUUAAUCCAAGUUGCUGGGCAAUAUUGAUGGGCUAGUGAACUGAUUUAAUAGGUCUUUUGAAAGGCAUUAUUGGCUUUAAACUAGAUCACCACUACUAGAUACUAUCUAUGAAACUUGCAGACUUUCACUACGUAAUAGAAUGUUUUUUUGGAAGUCAACUGCCGGAAAAACCUUAUUGGUAUUUUAUUUUUCAGGUAAUUUAUAUUGAUUUUAAAUCAUUUUUCUGGGAGUGUUGUUCUUUAGUCAUUGUCUCAUGUGAAUUCAACAUUGCCAGAGAGAUCCAUUAUUUGUAUAUGAUCUGAUAAAAUGAUUGGUAUAAAAUUGUUCAUACCAUAAAGGUAUCACCAGCCUGCUGUACUCUUGAUGAUUUCUCCAAUAACAAUAAUUCACAUCAUUGUUCCUUUAAACUUCAUAAUUCGAUCUGAUGCUGCAAAUGUGUACAAUAUGUUUUGCCCAUUUUACUAGACUCAUUCAUCCGGCUUGUUCCAUUCUUCAGAUGUGCAAAAUAAACAAUGUACAUAAUUUUCUUAAA